Lycium barbarum (goji berry) is the source of this 573-nucleotide messenger RNA. RefSeq lists its product as uncharacterized. The record is from RefSeq and is a predicted model, not a curated record. The coding region runs from base 1 to 573 and encodes 190 amino acids. The transcript is spliced from 2 exons. Gene Ontology annotation, molecular function: protein dimerization activity. Lineage: Eukaryota; Viridiplantae; Streptophyta; Magnoliopsida; Solanales; Solanaceae.
AUGGACAGUGUAUCUUCAUUUGUUCUAACGUCUCAAAAGUCAGUGAAGAAUUAUUUUACCAAAGUUCCAAAAUCAAGUUUGGACUCUCAUGAUUUGCUUCAUGGAAUUGUUUGUUUAAAUCCAAUUGACUCAUUUUCUAGUUUUGAUCUCAGGAAAAUAAUGAGAAUGACUGAACAUUAUCCUGAUGACUUUGAUGAAUUUAGUAUGGGGGUUCUUGAGAAUCAACUUGCGAGUUACAUUAUUGAUGUUCGUGAUCUUGAUGAAAGGUUCUCCGAUCUAAAAGGACUUUGUGAUCUUUCAAAAAGAUUAGUUCAGACAAAGAAGCAUUCAAACUACCCUCUUGUAUUCCUCUUAGUGAAACUUGCCUUGCUCUUGCCAGUUGCCACUGCAUCCGUUGAAAGAACUUUUUCGGCAAUGAAGUUUAUCAAGAAUGACUUGCGGAGUCGAAUGAAUGAGAGUUAUUUUAGUGGUUGCUUGGUGCCUUAUGUAGAAAAAGAUGUGUUUAAUAGGAUCUCUAAUGAUGUUAUUAUAAAAACAUUUCAAGGAAUGAAACCUCGUCGUGUACAGUUGUAG